GGGUCCUAUAGGAAAAUUCUAGUAAAAAGCUGAUAUCUCAGCCAAAUCGCAACUUGGGCCGAUAUCAUCUUUGGCUUUUUCUAGUCUAUAUAUCCCCUACUUAUGGACAAAAUUUGGGCUCAAAAGCUUUUUAGCACCUCGGAAGGUUCCCUCGUCAGAGAGAAAUGAGUCAGUAAAAAUUUUAUUAUUUACCAGCUAACAAUUUACUCUUUAGGUAGCACCUUGAACAAAGCACGUCGUUGCCAAACACCACCAAUUCCUGAUCCUCAAUUAUUUGAUUUACCUGAAUGUUAUACAAAAACAAUUAAAGGUUUACCAUUUUUAUGUAUUGAUCAAUUAGUAAAACGUAAAACGCGAAUGUUGGUAUUCGCUUCCAAUGAACAACUAAAAAUGUUGUUUAAUAGUUCAGUUGUGUUAAUGGAUGGUACGUUUUCUUCUUCACCAUCAAUAUUUAGUCAAGUUUACUGCAUACACUCAAUAAAAUAUGAACAAUCAUUUGUCUGUGUUUUCGUUCUUUUACCUGAUCAGAAAAAACCUACGUACAAAUUUUUAUUAAAUGGAUUACGUGAUAAAGCUGCUGAAAUGAAUAUGAUGUUUAAUCCAACUACUAUCAUGUCAGAUUUUGAAGGAUCUCUUGUAGAAGUUUUAAAAAGUGAAUUUCCUAACAGUCAGCAUCGUGGGUGUUAUUUUCACCAUAACCAAGCUAUUUAUCGCAAUAUUCAAAAAUUAGGUUUAUCAAGUGCAUAUGUUGAUGAUGAUCAAAUUCGAAUAAUUUGUCGAAAACUUAUGGCUUUGGCUUUAUUACCCCUUUCAUUAGUUAUUGAAGCAUUUGAUAAUCUCUAUGAUUCGGUUCUUGAAUCAUCAUCAACAACAUUUAAGUUACUUGAACCUUUAUUUACAUAUUUCGAGAAUCAAUGGAUCAAAACAGUUGAAAUAAAAAUAUGGAAUGCGUAUGGGAUACAAAUGCGCACCAAUAACAACUGUGAAGGGUAUCACAAUCGGUUAAAUUCAAGAAUAUGUAAAUAUCAUCCGAACAUAUGGACAUUCAUCAGAUGUAUACAAGGUGAAGAAAAUAGAUUUAAUCAUUUGCUUAUUCAAAUGAAAGGUGGUCUUGCAGCUCGUCCACAAACGAAAACAACUCAAGCUAUUCAAAAACGUAUUGAUAAUUUAUAUGCUCGUUAUGAGAACAAGGAAGUGUCACCCGAUGAAUUAUUGGAAGGCUUAUCAUUUGUAGUUGCUAAAAAUAGCAAAUCAAAAAAAAAAUAA
This is a messenger RNA of Rotaria sordida, 1266 nucleotides long. Lineage: Eukaryota; Metazoa; Rotifera; Eurotatoria; Philodinida; Philodinidae. The record is from the annotation of a GenBank genome assembly.